UAGUUAAAAAAAACCACAGGCUAUUAUUAUUAUUACUGUCAUUAUUAUUAUUAUUUAAAUUUGAUUGAGCGAUAAAUGAUUCCUGUCAUCUUGUGAAUCAAUAGAGGGAAAGAUAAUAAAAAUAUCGAGCAAAUAAUAUAAGAAGUAAAUUUAUACGCGGUUGAGAACAAGAAAAAUUAAAUAUGAUUAACGUGGUUAGAGUCGAUCUCAAGGAUAAAAAAAAUGGAUAAAGUGAUAGCGGUCAUCAGAUGUCCACCGCAACACGGCCAGAAUUUACAAACGGGAUCAAUGACUGUUUUGAUGGUUCGUGAAUCGGCGGCUGUUAGAUCUCCAUUGUCGACUGUAACAGAGGCAGCAACGACAGCUCGAAGUGAUUCCUCCCAGGAAAGUUUAUCCAGUUCUUUGGGUGAAUUGAAUCCAACCCACAGAAGUUCAGGUAUUUCUUUUUGUAGAAUUAUUUAAGAGGCAUUUUCUGGCACUACAGAAACGGCUGGGAAAAAAACAAUGAUAGUAAGUGAACCAAAGCCACAAAAAAAAUCAUGCUUCGGUCGUAUGUUUCCGUGCUGCGUAAAAAAACCAAAAGAAAAUUCUUCCCGAAAAUCUUCUCACUCAAAAUCACCUCACAGUUCAAGAAAAUCUUCACGAAUCAGCAUUUCCAGUCAGCUGAUAUCCCCAGAAGUUUGCGGUAGCAACAGAAAACUAUCCGCUGCCGAAAUAAGAAGCAUAUCUCGACACUCUGGUUCCCUUGACUCAAAAAAUUCCUUACCCAAGAAAAGACCAUCGCGAGACAGAAUUUCUGAGCGUAAAUUGAGCAAAGACCGAGGAUCAAGCGCCUCUUCAAACAAACAUUCCAGUAAACGGCACUCGAGAUUGUCCGGAGAACAAAGACUUAGUUCCGUAAAUGAUGCAGAAAAUUCCUUGCACUCGAGUGUGUCCGAGAAAACUAGUACCAUUCCCCUCGCUGAUGACCCAGGAAAUGAUCUCAAGUCUCCACGGCCGUCUCUCGAGAAGCAACUUAAUUCAUCCGCAAAAUUAUCAGAUGCCAGUGUCAAGUCAUCAUCAAAGCAAUCUCGCAAAGCGUCCCGCGAAACAGGUAAACAGCCGCAGUCUUCAAGAAGAAAAUCUUCCGACGCUCGGAAAGACUCAAAGUCGGAUUCAAAGAACUCCAGGAAUUCAGAUUCUAGCCAACAAUCAACAAGUUCUCGCAAAAAAGGCUGGAGUUUAUUGCGUACCCUGGGAGCUAAGACCAUUUCCGAUGAUAAUCAGCAAGCCAGCGUCGAAAUCGAAGGCGCUUCGGCUGCUGGGGAAACUGGUGACCCCAAAAGUUCAGAAGAUGCCAAAACUGACAGGAGACACCCAAGACUAUCGACUUCUUCAAGACGAUCUGGGUCUUCACGACCGUCUAAGGACAUCAUGGACCAAACUACUGUGCGGCUCAGUGAUUUAUCAAGCAUUGAAAGGCACUCGGACAUCAUGGACCAGACGACUCUGCCCCUCAGUGACCCAGGAAAGAAGGAACUCAGGUCCAGUUCCAGGACCUCCGCGGACUUGGGCCAGCCCUCGACUUCCAAGCUGGAGGACAAACGAAAAUCAAAGGACAGCUCGUGCUCAACCAGGUGCUCCGACUCGAGGAAAAAAUCCAGCGACUCGGGAACCAGCAAAAAGUGCCAGCGUCAGAGCAUUAGGAUCGAAUUCUGCACGCAUCAGAAGCACCGUCGCCAAACGGAAGGAUCCUUGGAUCACCCGCGGGCCUCAAUUGUCUCGCAGUUGGCAGUCAAAAUGACCGACAGCUUAAAAAUGUUCCGUGAAGGCCCUCCCGUGUCGCCGAAAAAGUGUCACUGCUCACCUGCCAAAAUACCAACAACAGAUACCCCAAGCUCAUCAGCCGCUUCCGAAAUUGACCCAAAUAAACAGAAAACCAUUAAAAUAUGUGAAUGCGAGGAUAAUCCUAAAAAUAUUUCUAGGUCAAAACACGCCCUCUGCGGAUGUACAAACAAACGCUGCCAUGAAAAACGACAGCUCUAAAUUUUCCACUUACUCAAUUUUUCCUUGAACCCCGUCUGCAAUCGCAGGCAUACUUUCGCUAAAAUAUUCAAAAUUUCAGCCCAUAAAAAAUCGUUUAAUGAAAUUCCAUCGCAAAAUAAAAAAACUUUUUUAAAUUUUAUUAGCAAUGAAUUUUUUUACUCGCAGCCAUUAAAUCUGUUAUAAAGAUUAGGAUUUUAAAAAUCCUCAUAUACAUAAUUUUUAAUUUAAAGUAAAAUUAAACUCGAAAAUUUAAUUACUCACUAAAUAUUUAU
This is a messenger RNA of Microplitis mediator, 2297 nucleotides long. RefSeq names its product vitellogenin-like. The transcript is spliced from 4 exons. NCBI's taxonomy places the organism in Eukaryota, Metazoa, Arthropoda, Insecta, Hymenoptera, Braconidae. The record is from RefSeq and is a predicted model, not a curated record. The coding region runs from base 505 to 2025 and encodes 506 amino acids.